This is a messenger RNA of Malaya genurostris, 4581 nucleotides long. RefSeq lists its product as uncharacterized. The transcript has 8 exons. Bases 887 to 2851 code for a protein of 654 amino acids. The record is from RefSeq and is a predicted model, not a curated record. NCBI's taxonomy places the organism in Eukaryota, Metazoa, Arthropoda, Insecta, Diptera, Culicidae.
GAAAUACAACGUAGGAUCGCGAAUAAAUAAUGACGGUAAAACGUUCAGUUGUCGGCUGUCAUUCCGUCAGCUGGUUUGGGCUGUCAAUGAAAAGGGAGAGCAAGUGUACACAAGUUGGAUUUGUCAGCAAUCUAAGAGGAAUCCGAAAACGGUGUCAAGAGAUAUAUUUUGUGUGAGCCAUCCGUCGGUUUGGUUGAUAUGAUUCUUCGCUGCUUGCCGUGUGUUGUUGAAUUUUUUUUAUUGUGCUGUUAUUUGUGCGACAGUUGUGAAGGUGCUGCUGAUAGGAAAUUUGUCUGUACUUCCAUUAUAACUAUGUCGCAGCAAUUAGUUUUGUCAAUUCCAAGUGCCUUUACGUCUCACCUAAAUGCAUAAUUUGGAAUUCAUUAAAUGGUGCAUAAUAACUUGAAAUUGCUGAUCGUUUGAUCCCCUCUUGGAUUACGGGUUUGUUUUUGUGGUAGUGUGUGCUGUGUAUUAACUGUAAUAUGUACGAGGGUGACUAUUCCUCAGCAACAAAACAAAACAAGCUUGAAUAGUAUUUGUACGGUUGAAAAUUACUGUGGGAACCCACUGCUCGGUUACAUUUGAAAACUCGAUAGUAAAGCUAGAGCAAAAGAUACCCGUUUUAAAAUGCUAGAGAGAAAAGCGACUGGUUGUUCUUCGUUAGUCAAUAUAGACGAACGUCUGGCUGAAUACUUGCAAUUAGUGUGAUCAAUAAUCACAAUUUCAGUUUGUGGCAUCGUUGAAAAAACUUAUUUUAUAUCGACCGGUGCGUUUAUAUGUCAAGUUGUAAGAGAAGUUUUCAAGCAGGUGCUAUCGGAAAACUUAAGAGAUUUGAUUGUACAACAUACAAGUAACUUGAAUAACUUGCUCAACAGAGCGAUUCGUCAUGGAGAAAAGUUUUGAUGAAAUAACAGUCUCCAGUUUAUCGGAUGUGCGGCUAGACAACGGCUCUGGUGCAGGGGUCGCGAUAGCAGACUUUGAGCACCAACAGCAAACACAGCAGCAGUCAUCAUCGUCACCAUUCCAUCGGGAAACCUCUCAAAUCAACAGCAACCAGAUCAACAACGGCCAGCCGCGCAGCAACAGUAGCAACGGUAACGAGAAUAACUUAAAUCGGCUGAAGAAGUCCUCCAAGAAGCAGCAACAAGCUCACCAUCAGCAGCAACCUAUGUUCAAUCCUUCCAAGCAUCUGGAUGUUUGGCUGGCCAACGCCAUCCGCGGUCUAGAAAGUGGAUCGAGUUUGGAUCCAUCCGAACAACUGGACAGUCCCACUCUGAAGACGAGUUUUACCGAACCGCUUUCGUUACCACCCAACUUGAACUACCUCGACAGUGUGAACGUAUCCUCGUCAGCAUCGGGGCUUUUUUCGCCAACUCAGCAACUGCAGUAUCAGCAGCAACCGUCGUCAGUGCCGGCCUUUAUCCAACAGCAGCAAUUCCUGCAACAUCAGUAUCGCUUUGGCGGCAAUUUCGUGUCGGCUACCAACGACGGGAGUGAAUUCGCUAGUCUACCGCCAAGAAUAAACAACCAGAGCAACCCGACCCUGCCGUCUAGCCAUUUCAGUCGAAGAUUCCAAUUACAACAGCAGAAAUCUAGCUCGUCGUUUCAGGAUUUUGCGAACUCGCAGCGUAUAAUGACGGACUCGUAUAUCAACGAUUCGUCGGAUAACGAAUCGAAGAACAGCUGUGCCAAAUCAAAACAGGAAGUGGCGGAUGCUUUGCUGGCGGACCUCAACCUGCUGAACGCCAAUGCAACAAACAAUAGUGGCAGCGAUGGCAGCCCAAAUAACGGGGGUUUUACGGGGCCAUCGACUGGGAAUUCUAGUAAUAACCAGAACAAUUUGGUACUGGUGUUGUUGAAAGAGAUCGGCAAAUUGCAUGAUACCAACAAGAAGAUCUGUCGGAAUUUGCAUGAAACGAAAGUGGAAAUGGAAGCUUUGAAACAUACGCCACACUGGGGACUCAGUCACCGUAGAGACAGCAUAAGUGGCCUGAGCACCAAUAGUCAACCAGUAGGAAUGCGUUACAAUAGCUUUGGGCUGCAGAGUCCUGCACCGACAUAUCACUCGCAAGGCAAUUACACUCCAGGAAUCGUAACGGAUGUAAUUCGUGAAAUUCGGGAAGUAUCUCGCGUUCGAGAAGAAGCGUUGAUGGAACGUAUGAAAACGAUGAUCGAGGAACGCUCCUGGGCAUUGAAUGAAGCUAACUUCCGGCUGCUGAAGGAAUCGGAAGAAAUGAAGAAAUCUAUCCAUUCAGUGCGAUCGGAAAUGAAUCAAAUAGUAGAUCGAAUGCUAAAGUUAGAAAACGAAGUAAUAAACCUAAAAGCACAGUUAAAUCAUCAGCAGCAACAACAGAACAUUGUCUUUCGGGAACGGGACGCUUUCGGGCAAGGUUUGACGAGUAAUGCAGCGGCAGGAUCAGCUGCUGGUAAGCUGCGGCGCAACAGUUUGCAUUUAAACUACGGACGAAUAAGCAAUGCUGAUGAUUUCUACAGCAAUAAUUUUAGCGACGCAAGCAAUGACAUACGAUACAGCAACGGAAGCAAUAUGCGAAAAUUUGGUGAGAAUAAUUUUGGCUCGACGUUAAAUGGUGGCGGUUUUAGUGAGGAAAUGCAUGAUGAUUCCUCAAAUGAUCAGGUGUUGUUGUUGGAGAAGGAUGCAUUAAAGUUGAGGCGCGAGCUACAAGACGCGUUGGCCUCUAAGCAGGAGUCGGAAAACCGGAUUACAGCAUUAACUCUAACAUGUGCUCGUUGCAAAUCGGAAACAGUAACCAAAUGUGCCAUUGCCAUUUAUCCAUUGAGAUAUACAUCGAGAAGUGUAAGGAUUGAGUUGUUCUUUAUCAAAAAUAUUUAAAACGAUUUAUUUUAUCAAUUUAAACGUUCGUGGAUUCACAUUCGUUGUACCUUUGACAACGCGAGAAAAAUAUUUUCCUAACCCAAUGCGAACAUUUGCCGGAAGGUAGUCAAAAACUACUUAAGUAUGUUUAAACCAAAAUAAGCAAUAACUUUAUGUACUGAACUAAUCGCGGGUAAGAAAAAAGAUAAGGCAGGCAUUGUAAUAAAAUGCCAAAAAUUUGUUCUUGUUCCAAUAACUGCACACAAGUCUUAUUCUCAAAACCAUUGACAAGUUUUUCAACAUAUUUUGUAAGUGAUCUAAUAAUAAAUCUUAUGACGAAACCGAAACAAUACUAGGGACAUGGAAUGUAUUUUCAUUUGAGUUCAUAAUUGAUAGCCUAGAUUUUUCAAUCGCAUCUGAAUGAUUUCUAUACUACAAAAAUAAUACUCUAGAGAAUAUCUUUGUUCCAGAUAAAGUAAAAUAAAACACAGUUCAAUCGCAGUUCUCAACAGUAAGUACAUUAAAAUCACAGUAAAUUUAAAAAAAUAGUACGUUGUUUCGAACGCAAAUAUAUUACAAUUCACUGUCGUAUUCAAGUUUGCACACAAGUUUUCGUAAGCUGGUCAAGAAAACGCAUUAGCCAAUUGAGACGUUUGGGAAUAUUUUGUCCAAUUUUAUUUGAAGAGAACUAUUUUUACUGAGCUUUACUUUAAUGCUCGAACUGAAGAUUGGAUAAUACGAAGAAAAGGUCAUCGUUUUCUCAAAUUUACUCUCAACAUUGAGGCACAAGAUGGAACUAUAAUCAAUCCAGAAUAAAAAUGAAAGCCUUUUCGGGUGGUAUUAAUCUAUGUACUUGUCCUUUCGACAUAAGAGCUGUCGAUUUUAAAUUUUUAGAACUAGGAGGCAGAUAUAGCGUGAUUUCUAUAAAUACAGAUGCAGAGUAAAUUUGAGCACAUCAGGCAUAAUAACACAAACAAAACGAAUUCCAUCUAAACUGUACGGGUAGAAGAAUUAUAUUGAAAAAUUGAAGCAAAGACAUUUAGUUAACCAUUCAAGAUCAUAACACAAUGAAAUGUGAGAGGAAAAGCUUACUUGUAAGUUAAACAAGAGUUCUUCAUUACCGGUUCAAAACUGCAUUCCGACAGAUACUAAACAUCACAAUUUAUUUGUAGUCCUUAAGAAAUGUGUUAUUCUGCAGUCAUUUUUUUAAAUAUGUGUAUUAUUACGGUCAUGUGACUUCGUUAGUAAAGUUGUAAUGUUAUUAUAUUUAUUAUUUUUUUUAAAGUUUUGUGUUAUUGAAAUCUUGUAAAUAAUUUUAAGACGAUUUUAAACUUUCUGUAAAUGCACCGUAAAAUAGACUAAGAAUUAUGGCGAUAUCACCCUGCUGCAAAUGAUAACUAAAUGAUUCUAACCGAACAUGAUAGAUAACAGAGAUUGACGUAAGAGAUAUUUUGCUAAGAACGUUAAUAAUAUAUUUGUAAAGAAACUGAGUAUGAAUUUAAAUACGCUUUUAAAUAAAAACAAAUGCUUUCAUUUAUUCCGAAAGACUAGAGCUGUAUAUGUAAGUAGUACUAGAUUGAAAGGACGAUUAGAGGUUUAGUUGAAAACAAAUCGUUUUACGAUAAGAGCUCAUAACCUUUUUGAUCAAAAAUCCUUCAUAAUUAACAUAAGACUCAGGUAAGUACAUAACACCCAUGCCCUGGUUAGCGGGAUAAGAUUUGACCAUGCAAUCAUUUAAUAAUAAUAUU